CGGACACCCGAGGCUUGGAGGGUAUUUUGUUAUUCCUAGACGUUGUGCAAAGGCUGAGAGCAAACAUGAGUUCUCCAGAAAAACACGACAGCAAGUCAUCUGUCUUAGGAUCGCCUAAACCGAUUAGAUCUCCAUCACCAUUCAAAGUCCCAAGUCCCGUUCCCACCCGCCACACUAGACCAGAAUCAACAUCAUUGGCCGCAGUUAAAGGACCUGUUAAACAUGGUUCAAUCAAGUAUUUUGAUCGCUCCAAAGGUCAUGGUUUCAUUCAUCCUGAUCUUGGAGGAGAUGACAUAUUCGUACAUAUAUCAGACAUUGAAGGUGAGUAUGUUCCUAAAGCUGGUGACAAGGUGAGGUACAAGACGUGUCCUCUCCCACCAAAGUGUGAGAAGCUGCAGGCAGUGGAUGUCAUCAUAACUACACUGCUAGGAGAGAAACAUGAGCGAUGGGACUAAAACUGUUAUCAGUGAUCAACACUAACACUGAUUAACAGUAUUUUUAUUAAUUGAGAUGUGCAACUUUGUUAUGUCUAGGCUUUUCAAUUUUGUUGCCAUUGCAGGAUCACUUACAGCACGUGAGUAGGUAGGUCUUUUAAUAAUUGAUACGUGGCGACAAACAUAUCAAAGAAAUAAACAAAUGAGCACAACCA
Messenger RNA from Corticium candelabrum, 649 nucleotides. Its product is annotated as calcium-regulated heat-stable protein 1-like. NCBI's taxonomy places the organism in Eukaryota, Metazoa, Porifera, Homoscleromorpha, Homosclerophorida, Plakinidae. The transcript has 3 exons. Gene Ontology annotation, biological process: regulation of mRNA stability. Gene Ontology annotation, molecular function: mRNA 3'-UTR binding. The record is from RefSeq and is a predicted model, not a curated record. Gene Ontology annotation, cellular component: cytoplasm. Bases 66 to 455 code for a protein of 129 amino acids.